AUGGCAUCCCCCUCUGAACCAAACGACUGUGAGGUUGUAAAUAAUUGCAAGCGGACUGAAAAUGGGCUUUACAAGCCUAUAGGAGACAACAUUGAUAUAUCAUGGCAGUGGAACAGCUUGAAGAAUCCACAUGAUAGGAAGAGAGUAACAUGUGAUUUCUGUGGGGUGACAACUUCAGGAGGAAUUACAAGGGCAAAACGUCAUCAAAUGAAAAAAAAGGGAGAUUGUAAUUCAUGUAGGAAAGUUCCAGAAGAAGUGAUACUAUUGUUGAUGGAAGCUCUUGCUAAGAAACAAGGGCAACAAGAACACUUGACUGAAUUGAAUGAAGAUGAAGAGGAGGAAGAUCAGUUGCAAGAAAUUGUGUCAAUUAAAAGUGGGAAAAGACCUAUAAGUUCAAGUGGGGCUUCCUCUACUCUUCCUAAGAAGCCAAAUGUUAAAGGCCCCUUGGAUUUACUUUUUAUGAGAGAUCCGGAGACAAGCUUGAAGUUGACAAAAGCGAAGAAUCAAACAAGCAUGAUUGAUGCAUGUGAUAAAGAAGCUAGAGCAAGGACAAUCCAAUAUAUUGCUAGAUUCUUUAUUCGGAAUAGCAUUCCAUUCAAUGUUGUGCGAUCAAAGAGCUUCAAGUUGAUGCUUGAGGCCGUUGGAAGCUAUGGCCCUCACUUGAAAGCUCCAAGCUACCAUGAGAUGAGAGUUCCCCUCCUAAAAAAGGAGUUGGAAUACACCAAAAACUUGAUGAAGAAAAAUGUGGAAGAGAGAGGAAAGUAUGGUUGCUCGAUUAUGUCCGAUGCUUGGACGGAUAGGAAGCAAAGGACUUUGAUUAAUUUUCUAGUGAAUAGCCCAGCUGGAUCUAUGUUUGUCAGGAGUGUUGAUGGAUCUUCAUACAUGAAGACCGGAGAAAAGUUAUUCACUCUUUUGGACAGCCUUGUUGAGGAGAUUGGUGAGAAGAAUGUUGUGCAAGUGGUGACCGACAACGGAAGCAAUUAUGUAUUGGCCGGUAAAAUUCUACAAGCUAAGAGGAAGCACUUAUUUUGGACUCCAUGUGCUGCCCAUUGCAUUGAUUUGAUCUUUGAAGACAUUGGCAAGCUUAAAAGAGUUCAAAAGACCAUCAAAAGGGGUAUAAGUCUUGUUGGCUUUUUCUAUAAUCACACUUUGGCAUUGAACAUCAUGAGAAAGUACACCAACAAAUCAGAAUUGGUUAGACAUGGAGUUACAAGAUUUGCCACCACAUUUCUCACUUUGCGAAGGUUGUACACUCAAAGAAACAACCUUAGAAAGAUGUUCACUUCCGAUGAUUGGACAAAUACUACCUUGGCUAAAGUCACUAAGGGGAAAGGGGCAGCAAAUGUGGUUCUCAUGAACACAUUUUGGAAUGACGUUGCUUAUUGUCUUAGGUCUAUGGGGCCAUUGGUGGGUGUCCUAAGGCUUGUUGAUAAUGAAAGGAAGCCGGCAAUGGGUUACAUAUAUGAAGCUAUGGAUAGGGCUAAGGAGGCUAUUAAAAGUGGUUUUAAAGGAAAUGAAAGCAAGUACAAGGAGAUUUGGGCAAUAAUUGAUAAUAGGUGGGAAUGUCAACUUCACCAUCCAUUGCAUGCUGCGGGACAUUUUCUGAAUCCGGAAUACUUUUAUGAUAAUCCGGAUAUGGAUCGUAAUCUAGAAAUCAUGGAAGGUGUCUACAAAUGUAUUGAUGUACUUAGUGAGAAUGAUGAAGUGAAUGAUAAAGUUACGCUUGAAUUGGCUACGUAUAAGGUGGCUGGAGGCUUCUUUGGAAAGAAACAAGCCGUAAGAGCAAGGAAAACAAUGUCUCCGGCUGAGUGGUGGAGGUCCUUUGGACAAAGUACUCCUCAUUUGACGGCACUUGCUAUUAAAGUGCUAAGCUUGACGUGCAGUUCAUCCGGUUGUGAGCGAAACUGGAGUAUCUUUGAGCAUAUUCACUCAAAGAAGAGGAGUCGCCUUGAGCAUCAAAAGUUGCAAGAUUUAGUCUAUGUGAAAUACAACCAAGCUCUUAGAGAAAGAUUUGAUUGCCGUGAUGCCAUUGACCCCAUUGUCCUAGAUGGCAUUGAUGAUAGUAAUGAGUGGUUGUUGGGAGAAAUGGGUGGAGAUGGAGAAGAACAUGCUGAAAAUGAUUUGGUUUUUGAAGAUGAUGACUUAACUUGGGGAGAUGUUGCAAAUGCAGGAGGUGUUGAUGAGCCCUUGACAUAUACUAGAAGGACAUCAAGAAGGGGAAUUGAUGCUGCCACUACAUCUUCUACUACUAGGCCUUCAACUUCAACCACUAGAGGCCGAGGGAGAGGACAAAGAAGAGGCAAGGGAGUGGUGAUAGAAGAAGUUGAUUUGGAGAGUGAAGAGGAAAGUGAAGAGGAAGAGGAGGUGGGGGAAGAAAUCUACCACACGGACACAAGUGAAAGUAACAAUGAAGAGGAUCCCGAGCUAGAAGAAGAUGAUGAUUGA
Messenger RNA from Lotus japonicus, 2445 nucleotides. RefSeq lists its product as uncharacterized. Gene Ontology annotation, molecular function: protein dimerization activity. NCBI's taxonomy places the organism in Eukaryota, Viridiplantae, Streptophyta, Magnoliopsida, Fabales, Fabaceae. The transcript is spliced from 4 exons. The coding region runs from base 1 to 2445 and encodes 814 amino acids. The record is from RefSeq and is a predicted model, not a curated record.